AUGAACCGUGUGGGUUGGGGGCAUACCUCCCCCAGUAAUUUUGCCAGGCACAAUGGGACAGGGGUCACAGUCAAAGAAAGUGACCUUUCUGGAGAUGACCUUCGCCAUUAUAAGAGAGGAUUUGAACUGUACUUGUACAAUUCUUUUGUCAGUGAUCUCAUUUCUUUGCACCGGAAUUUUCCGCCAGAUAUUCCAGAAAAGGGGUGCUAUGAUAUUGAAUAUGACGCCAAGUUACCGGAAGUAAGCAUUAUAAUUCCAUUCAGAAACGAGGGUUUUACUACACUACUAAGAACAGUACACAGUGUUUUAGACAAAUCUAAUUCGGAUUUUCUCAGGGAAAUUAUUCUGGUGGAUGAUGGAUCGAAUCUGGAUGAUUUAAAAACUAAACUUUCUCGGUACAUUUCGUACCUUCCAAAGGUUAUUCUUAUUCGAUUACCUGAAAGUAAAGGGCUUAUGACGUCACGGCAAACUGGCAUAAACCAUGCAAAGUCGGACGUCAUCAUCGUAAUGGACUCACAUUUAGAGGUAGCACCAGGGUGGUUGGAGCCUUUAUUGCAGAGAAUAAAAGAUGAUCCUAAAGUCAUGGUCUUCCCCGCCAUGGGCUCAAUUAACAGUGACACUUUUGAAAUCACGAACGGCAAGCUAUCUGACCCGGUAUACAUGGUCACAUUUGAUUUCUACAUGGCAGAAAAUCACGUGCCGACAAAAUCGGAAUAUCUGAACAGUCGGCCUCACAGACUUGCUCCAAUAAAAGCACCUGGUAUUCAAGGUAUGGCUUUCGGAAUCAACAAGACGUUUUUCCAGAGUCUUGGGGGGUUUGACCUUGGAAUGAAAGUCUGGGGAGCUGAACAAUACGAGCUUUCUAUCAAGGUGUGGCAAUGUGGUGGGUCAGUGGAGAUGAUACCGUGCUCUAACGCCGCCCACCUGUAUCGGAACGUGGCCUGGGUAAAAGAUCUGAACAAGGCAAAGACAAACAACAACGAUAGAGUCAUUGGCGUCUGGAUGGACGAUUACGCCGAAGUAUUUAAAGAAAUGUCAGGCAAAACGGCAAGUAGAACUAGUGGAGACAUUACGGAAAGGCUGAUGAUCAGAAAAAAGAACAACUGCAGAUCUUUCCAAUACUUUUUAGACACUAUACGCCAAUAUGUACACUAUUACGUUCCCGAAAAUUUAAAGGCCAAAGGAAUGAUACAGAACAAUGCGUCUAACCUUUGUGUAGAUGGUAGGACAAAUGGCUAUGGUUCUAAUGAACUCUUGCUUGCCUACCCUUGUCACCACUCUGGUGGACCGCAGUACUGGGAAAUGUCCGCAAAUAAUGAAUUACGUCAUGGAAUGAUGUGUUGCUUGAAGAAGGACAACAAUGUUGCUGUACAAUCCUGUGGCGUCAGCAACAAUCAGGAAUGGUCAUACGACCAGUCAGGACAAAUGAUACACAGUGAAAGUGGACUCUGUCUGACCAUAGUGGACAGUUACAAACCGAUCAUCCUGGCGAGUUGCCAACAUUUACCAACCCAGCUGUGGAGCAUGCGAAGAACUUAAAAUUUACAGUUACAUUUUUUAAAAUC
Messenger RNA from Saccostrea echinata, 1565 nucleotides. RefSeq names its product polypeptide N-acetylgalactosaminyltransferase 5-like. The transcript has 11 exons. The coding region runs from base 1 to 1539 and encodes 512 amino acids. Gene Ontology annotation, cellular component: Golgi apparatus. Lineage: Eukaryota; Metazoa; Mollusca; Bivalvia; Ostreida; Ostreidae. The record is from RefSeq and is a predicted model, not a curated record.